Lodderomyces elongisporus is the source of this 2403-nucleotide messenger RNA. It is a transcript of the gene EXO1, whose product is annotated as Rad2 family nuclease. Gene Ontology annotation, cellular component: nucleus. The coding region runs from base 1 to 2403 and encodes 800 amino acids. The record is from RefSeq and is a predicted model, not a curated record. NCBI's taxonomy places the organism in Eukaryota, Fungi, Ascomycota, Pichiomycetes, Serinales, Debaryomycetaceae. Gene Ontology annotation, molecular function: DNA binding; metal ion binding; 5'-flap endonuclease activity. Gene Ontology annotation, biological process: DNA double-strand break processing; mismatch repair; DNA recombination. The transcript has a single exon.
AUGGGCGUUAAUGGACUUCUUCCACUACUAAAAAGUAUACACGAUCCAUGUUCUUUAGAGAGGUAUAGAGGAAAAACAUUGGCCAUUGAUACAUAUGGCUGGCUACAUCGAGCUGUGGUUUCGUGUGCUGAGGAUCUUUGUCUUGGUAGGCCAACAAGACGAUACGUCACAUACGUGCGUAACAAGAUCGCAAUGCUCCAGGAUUUUCAAAUAACACCGUACUUUGUAUUCGAUGGAGCAUCAUUGAGAACGAAAGCGCAAACGAAUGACGAGAGAAGAAAAUCGCGUAAAGAAGCAUUGGCGUUAGCGCAACAGUAUGCCAAGCUGGGUAGGUCGGACUUGGCAGGAAAGCAGUAUAUGAAAGCUGCAUGCGUUACCUCGCAGAUGGCGAAACUGAUCAUGUGCGAAUUAGAUCUUUUAAAAAUUAAGUAUGUUGUUGCGCCGUACGAAGCUGACCCACAAAUGGUAUACUUGGAGAAAAUAGGAUUGGUAGAUGGCAUAUUGAGUGAGGAUUCGGAUUUGCUUAUAUUUGGGUGUCGGAAAUUGAUCACUAAAUUGAAAGAUGAUUCAACAUGCGUUGAGAUUGAUAGGCACAACUUUAAGAAUGUUGCCAACAUGUCCUAUCUAGGUAACUUUAGUGAGUCGCAACUAAGACUCGCAGCAAUGUUAUCAGGCUGUGACUAUACUAAAGGUGUCCAAGGUAUAGGACUCAAGUCGUCAGUUCAAUUAGUGCGAAAAUAUAUUUAUUUGCAAAAAGUCAUUUUGGCUAUUAAAGCUUCAGGCAAGAUGGUUCCAGAUAACCUUGAAGAUGAUAUCUAUAGAGCAGAUCUUGCAUUUCAAUUUCAAAAAGUCUUUGAUCCGCGAAGUCAAAAGUUGACAACUUUAAAUGAGUUACCCGAGGAGCUCGAAGUUGAUGUCGAAAUCCUUGAAAUGUAUUGCGGUAGAUGCAUAGACGAUCGAUUGAUUCAACACGUUUGCAACGGUGUAAUUGACCCUAAUACGCAUGAGCCGCUCAUUUCUCGAGACCAAAGUCUAUCUUUGCUCAAAUCGCAUUCGCUCAGGAUGGGAAUGAGCAGCGUUACUACUACUACUUAUAAAAAUAAUAACAGCAAUGAUAAUAAUAAUAACAACAAUAUCAAAAUUAACCAGAGUUUGAGUUCAAUGAACUGCAGAGUUGCUAGGCGUUCACAAUCGGAAACUAUUGGAAAGGGAUCUCCAAAUUCAAUACUAGAUAUGCUUAGUUUCAGCAAGUGUAGCCCUAAGCGUACUAAAAGACGCCUCGAAGCGGAAGCAGAUAUUACGGUACAAUUGGAACUUGAAGCCAAAGAAAAAGCAAGAGUGAAAACAAGCACAAACAGAAACACAAACACAAGCACAAACACAAGCACAGAACACGAGCAACACAAUGCAACCUUUAGAGAACCUGAUCUACCACUUAAAAAGAUAUUUUUUGAUAAAUCAAGACUCAGAAAUGAUACUUCGCCCACUUCUAAAAAAUUGAAAAAAUUACAGUCACCAUUAUCGUUGCAAAAAACCCCGACAACGACAAGUAAAUAUUUUAGUGCGCCAAAAGUGAAGGAAGUUGAAAAUGACGAGGAUCCAGAGAUUUGGAAUUCCAGUUUCUUUGAAGACUCUGAGAUUCCAGAAUCGUCGCCCAAAUUUGGAUUCGAUACGAGAGAUAUAUUAGCCGAUUAUGAGAAGGACACCGUUUCAACAAAUGUGGAUGAUGCCAAAAUCGAAAUCGAAACUGAAACUGAAGCUGAAGAUGAACUUGGAAAUGAAAAUGGAAAUGAAAAUGAAAAUGAAAAUGAAAAUGAAAAUGAGACUACAACAAUAGAUGCAGAUGGGGAUGGUGAUGAACAGAUUGUAGAUUCACUUCCAAAUUUUGAUUCUAUGAUAGUGGACGUCGCUCCGAUUAGUAUACUGCGAAGCAAAGUUCGAAGAAUGCAAACUACAAAGAAACAGGAAACACGCAGGGAGUUUGAAGUUGCAAAUACUGAUGACGACAAUGAUUACGAUGAUGAUGACGAAAUCGAAGAAUCACCUAUAAGAAAAGACUAUUCGCAGAAUACAAGCACAAUAAGAACACAAGUUGAUUUUAAGGCACUUAGAUCUGCUUUCCAGUGUCACACCGAUAAUUUCAAUCUACCACUCGGUCAAAAGCCGCAUAAGCCACAAGCCCAGUUGUCUCAGAAGCAUAGCGAUUAUCGCAAAAAAAGACCAGCUUUACAAGACAAACCAGUAAAUACCAUGCCAAAGUCGAUUCAAAAAGUUGCUGCACAUAUUAGAGACAAUACUGAGUCGAGAAAGUGCGAAAUUGAAAAAAAAGUGCGUUUCAAAACUAAAAGUCCACUGCCAAAACGAGUUUGCAAACGGAUAGACUUGAAGCAAUUUGUAUAUUAA